AUGUCACGUCCAGUCGUUAUUUCGGGUCCUAGUGGAACGGGGAAGUCUACAAUGCUCAAGAAAUUGUUCGAUGAGUUCCCCACGACAUUUGGGUUUUCGGUGUCGUCCACGACCCGUCGACCCCGUGAAGGUGAAGUUAACGGGACACACUACAACUUCGUGACCGUGGAGCAGUUUCAACAGAUGAUCCAGGAUGGCAAGUUCAUCGAGUGGGCCCAGUUCUCGGGAAACUACUACGGUACGACCGUGGCAUCGGUCAAAGAGGUCACCAACGCUGGAAAACGCUGCAUUCUAGACAUCGAUAUGCAGGGUGUCCAGGCCGUAAAGAAAACCGACCUGAACGCGCGUUUCUUAUUCGUGGCGCCUCCCUCGAUCGAGAGCCUUCGGGAACGUCUCACAGGCCGUGGCACUGAAACGCCAGAGUCCUUGGAAAAGAGACUUAGCGCUGUCACCGCUGAAAUGGAGUACGCAGAGACCGGAGCCCACGACAAGGUCGUGGUGAACGACGUUCUAGAGGACGCGUACCAGCAGAUGAAGGAGUUCAUCUUUGCAGAAUAA
This is a messenger RNA of Lachancea meyersii CBS 8951, 558 nucleotides long. Lineage: Eukaryota; Fungi; Ascomycota; Saccharomycetes; Saccharomycetales; Saccharomycetaceae. The record is from the annotation of a GenBank genome assembly.